CUUCCCCCAGGCUCUCAGCURCCUUCUGCUSAACCGAGCCCCUCCCCMUCUGCUGAAGGAAGCMYCUUGCUGUCGUUGCCGUGGGAGAUGGUGGCUCGCAUCGCCUCGCACCUCCCGGCACAGUGUGUCAUCACGGUCCUGCCACAGGUGUGUCACGCCCUGGGAAAUGUGYGUAAGGACAGCACGGCGUGGCAGUUGCGGGCACGCAGGCUAACUGGUCCCAGAGCUUCCUUCCCCGUGGGGCCACGGGACGGCUUCGACUGGCCCUCGGCCUGCCUGGAGAUGGAGGAGCUGAUCGCUUGCUGGACGGGCCAGGGGGAGAGGGCCGCCAGGGAGGCCGAGCAGGCAGAGAGGGAGAGAGAGGUGGAGAGGGCCCAGGAGAGGCAAAGGGAUAGAGAUGCCCUGGCAGAGGAAGGGAUUGGAGAGUGGGAGGAGGUGGAAGAGGGCAGGCCCCAAGUGGAUGAAGGGGUAGAGGAGGUGGGUUUUCAAGUGGAAGGCGUGAUGGCGGUACCGUGGGAUGGGGAGGAGUUGAUGGAGGAGGGAGAGAUGCAGCAAGAUAGGGAAGGGGAUCUACCGAUGGGAGUUGGGGAGGGAGAGGAGAGGCAGGAGGCUGCAGCCGAGGCCAUGAUGAUGGAGGAGGAGAGAGAUGAUGAACAAGGUGUCCUGGAGGCCAUCGAGGUGGAGGAGAGAGUGGGAGUUUUGGCGGAUAGAGACGGUCAAGAUGACAUAGCGGGCCUGAGAUUGGGAAGUGAUGGGGAGAGAAACGGGUCCAGCCGUGCUCCCAGUCCUCCUCCAGCCCUGGAGCGCCUCUCCCUCCCCUCGGGACACAUCGCUGAGGUCAACUCGGUCCUCUUGGUAGGGGGRGACGGGGCGGUGUGUGCCUCAGGCUCCCGGGACAGGAACGUGAACCUGUGGGACCUACGGGAUGGGGGRUCCACGGGCAGGCUGCUCCAUACACUGGGGGGCCAGGGCCUCUUCAGCACCCACAAAGGCUGGGUGUGGUGCCUGGCGGCCCGGGGACCCCUGCUGGCCUCGGGCUCCUUCGACAGCACAGUGAGGCUAUGGGACCUGGGGGCCCAAGGGGCUGAGAGGGGCCUAAUCAGGGCCCGGGCUGCCGUSCUCUGCCUGGCCCUCCCCCAGAAGGACGUGCUGCUGGCCGGCACCUACGACAAGAAGGUCAGCGUCUACGACACAAGAGUGGCGGAGCCUCUGGUGAAGAGCCUACGUCUCCAUAGCAACGCGGUGCUGUGCCUGGUAGCAGACGAGCAGUACAUCCUAUCUGGGAGUAAAGACCGCACUGUGGUCAUCUACGACCGAAGAGCAGGGAAAACCCUACAGAAACUACAGCUGAGCUCCUAUCUGCUGUCAAUGUGCUACAGUGACAGUGAGGUGUGGGCGGGGGACAACCGGGGCAUGCUCCAUGCCUUCUCCAUGCAGGCCGGUUUCUUCAAGCCCCUCUCCCAGUUUGACGUGGGACACACCUCACUGGUCACCGGCAUCCACAGGUCCCCUGGGAGCCUCUACACCUGCUCCGCUGACCGCACCACCAAGGUGCACCUCCCCUGUGCCCCUCCAAGGACGCUGUGCACACUGCACCACCAAGCAGGCGUCAAUGGGUUCAGUGUGGAAGCAGGAGUGCUGGCUAUCGCAUCAGGAGAAAUGUGUGUGGAGGUGUGGCGGGCCAGGAGGUGAGGGGGGUUGUGAUGCAAGAUGACUGACGUGUAAUGGUCUGUCGUUUAAAUGAUCAACUUUCUCAUGCUGUGAGAAUGUUGACGUGAAGGACCAGUGCUCUUAGCUUUACCCCAAAAAUUAUAUACAAGCCCAACAUAUUUAGUGUGUCUGUGUGAUUCCCCAUGUAUUUUAUCAAAGAAAAGAACACACAAAAAGGCUUCCUUAACUAAUGUAAAGAAAUGUAAAAGAAAAGGCRCAAGAUAAUAACACUUCAUGGUGUAGUUCUGUCUGUGUGUCUCUGUGUUGUMGACCCAGCACUCGUUCAAAAGAUUUCACAUAAACUGGAUUUUAGCUUCAAGUGUAUAUUUGGGAGUUAAUUUGAGGCACAGCACCACUGAAUGGUUUUAAACACUUGUACAUGAUCUGUUUWUUUUWWAUUUUAGRUUGUUGAUUUAAAAUGAGGACAUUCUGCCACCAGCAUUCCAGACAGUUGGUCUCUAGAAAAUAGAUGAAGUAUUUUUCUCUUUGACAAUUGAAACAGAUUCGGAAACACAAUGUAAAGAAUCAGUCAAGCCGUUCUGACACACUGAUUGUAAAGUAUUUUGGUCUAACUGUCAUAAUGUGUGUAGUGGCGUUCUUAUACUCAGUACCACAGCACUUGUUU
This is a messenger RNA of Salvelinus sp. IW2-2015, 2335 nucleotides long. RefSeq names its product F-box and WD repeat domain containing 9 (gene fbxw9). Gene Ontology annotation, molecular function: protein binding. The record is from RefSeq and is a predicted model, not a curated record. NCBI's taxonomy places the organism in Eukaryota, Metazoa, Chordata, Actinopteri, Salmoniformes, Salmonidae.